AUGACCACUAUUAGGUGUAUUUUGGCUAUUGCUGUGAAGAAAGAUUGGGGUCUCUACCAGUUGGAUGUUAAUAAUGCGUUUCUACAUGGUGACCUCCAUGAGGAGGUUUAUAUAAAAUUUCCAGCAGGUUUCUCUCCUCCCUCUCCUCACCUGGUUUGUCGCCUUAAGAAAUCCCUCUAUGGUCUACGUCAGGCUUCUCGUCAGUGGUAUGCUAAGUUGACUGCUGUUUUGAAUUUUAAGGGCUUCACUCACUCUCUCAACGACUACUCUUUGUUCUACAAGUUCAGUGGUGAUUCUGUGUCUAUAGUGGUUGUUUAUGUCGAUGACAUUCUAUUGACUGGCAAUAAUUUGGAAGAGCUCACUGAUUUGAAAAUGUUCUUACAUGCUGAAUUUCAAAUAAAGGAUUUGGGGGACUUAUCUUUUUUUCUUGGCAUGGAAGUCCUUAGGGAGCCUCAAGGUCUGAUUCUCAGUCAACGCAAAUUCACUCUUGAGUUGCUCUCCGACUUUGAUUGUCUAGCUGAACGACAUACUUCUUCUCCUCUUGAUCCUACUUGCAAGUUGUUUGCUGGUGUGGGGGCUCCUAUCCCUGAUCCUUCUCUUUAUCGUCGUCUUCUUGGAAAACUCGAUUUUUUGACCCACACUCGCCCGGAUCUUUCCUUCGCUGUGCAACAUCUUUCUCAGUUUAUGCAAGACCCUAGAUUUCCUCACUUGGAUGCUGCCAAACACUGCCUCCGUUAUCUUCUCAAGGAUCCUGGUCUGGGCCUUUUUAUGACCUCUGCUCUUUCUUUUGACCUUCUUGCUUUCUGCGAUUCUGACUGGGGCUCAUGUCCUGAUACUCGCCGCUCCGUCAGUGGGUCCUUCAUCAGUUUGGGGUCUUGCCCUAUCUCUUGGAAAUCUAAGAAACAUCCCUCUAUUUCUUUGUCCUCCGCCGAGGCAGAGUACAGAUCUAUGCGUCGUGUUGUAUCUGAAUUGACAUGGCUGGUUCGUCUCCUCUCUGAUUUGUCUGUUUCUCCUUCCUUGCCUGUUCUGCUGCACUCUGAUAGUCAGGCGGCCAUUUAUAUCGCCAAAAAACCCCGUCUUUCACGAGCGCACUAA
Molecule: messenger RNA, 1095 nt
Organism: Nicotiana attenuata
Lineage: Eukaryota; Viridiplantae; Streptophyta; Magnoliopsida; Solanales; Solanaceae
Exons: 1
Coding region: 1-1095 (364 amino acids)
Source: RefSeq, a predicted model, not a curated record